Messenger RNA from Chrysoperla carnea, 1519 nucleotides. RefSeq lists its product as uncharacterized. Lineage: Eukaryota; Metazoa; Arthropoda; Insecta; Neuroptera; Chrysopidae. The transcript is spliced from 4 exons. The coding region runs from base 72 to 719 and encodes 215 amino acids. The record is from RefSeq and is a predicted model, not a curated record.
UAUUAUUUUUAAUGUAAUGAAUAAAAUUAGUUUAAACUUCAAUUUAGUUUAGUUGGAUUUGUUUUUUAAUUAUGAUAGAUCUUGAUUUACCGUCUUUUCUAAAAGAACCACGCCAAGAAAUUGUAUACCAGAAGCAAAAUGAAAUACAAAUGCCUGAAGAAGAUGAAGCUAAACAUAAUGUAAAGGAGAUACAAAACAUCAAAUUGAAACUAAAUAACUUUAACAAAGUUUUUGACGAAAAAGUUGCCGAAGAUCGUUUGAAAAAGAUAAGUCGAUUAAAAGAUAAUAUUGACAAUUAUCGUUCACGAAUUGAUAAAAUUGAAACGUAUUUGAAUAAGUUAAAUUCCAAAAUCGAACCUUUAGAAUUAGAAGUGGAAAAACUCAAAGAAAUUCGACUGAAUAAAUCUGAAGAAGAGAAAUAUUUACUACAUAGGUAUAAAACCGCACUAGAUAUCCACUUGGCAGUUGUACCACAAUCCGAUGAUAAAUAUAUGGUACACGUUUCAUAUUUUACCACAGUUCGAUUGGAUAAUCCAAAAUAUUUUAUUAAAUUAUUGUACAAUACAAAUUUCAAAUGUUGGACAUUAAUUGAAAUGCAACCACAGCCUAAAAAUUUUAAUGAAAUAGUUCAAAACUUAAUGAUAGUUCAAGAUAUUCAAGGUUUUUUUGAAGCAGCAAGAAGGAUAUUCUUAAAAUAUAAAAAUAACUGUAAUGAUUAGUAGUGAUGCGACGUCUCAUCAUCAUUAAUAAUUAGUAAUUGUAAUGUUAAAAUAUAAAAUUGUAAAUUAAAAUAAAAAUUCCGUCAAAAAACCUGUUAUGGCUAUAGUUUCAGGAACUUUACUUUUACACUCACUUUAGUUAGCGUUCUUCUGGUUUUUUACGUUAUCAUCUAGUUAUGCGGGAGGGGGAGGGGUAAGAUUAAUAACUAUAUGCUACAAGAUAUCUCCUCCAUUUUAAACACAACUAUUUUAAAUUAUUUUUGACUAUUUUAAUUAUUAUUUUUUAUCCUAUUGCCUAUCCAUCCAUGGUUAGUAAAUUAUUCAUAUUUUUACCAAUGUAAAUAAAUAGCGUUUACUUACUUUGAAGUUAAGGGGACGUUCUCACUUGGAAUUGCGAAAUAAUACACUUUUUAAAUAUGAAUAAAAAAGCUGUUAUAUUUUGGAUUUAGUCCUUUUAGAUGUUCAUACCUUAAAGUUUAUAAAAACAAUUUUGUUUGGCACUUUUAGUCUAUUUUAACCACUGCAGAGAGGGUCUUCUAAAAAAUGCAUUUGAGCUAGUGCGACAUUUUGCUGGCCUCUUCCUCAAAACCUAAUAAACCUUUAAAUAUUUUUUUAAAUUAUUCUUAUGGUCUUUAUACGCGUUACCAUUAUUACCAUUUAUUGAGUGAAUUUACCUCUGUACAAAAAAGGAAAGGUAGUUUUUUAAAAAUCGAUUACUUAAGAGCAUUUUUAUGUUAAAAUUUUGUUUUUUGAAAAUUCUUAAUGUGAAAUUUUCCUUAAAGUAUAUUUCGAACUUUAGU